Messenger RNA from Hypomesus transpacificus, 2545 nucleotides. It is a transcript of the gene adgrg11, whose product is annotated as adhesion G protein-coupled receptor G11. The record is from RefSeq and is a predicted model, not a curated record. The transcript has 19 exons. NCBI's taxonomy places the organism in Eukaryota, Metazoa, Chordata, Actinopteri, Osmeriformes, Osmeridae. The coding region runs from base 98 to 2248 and encodes 716 amino acids. Gene Ontology annotation, biological process: adenylate cyclase-activating G protein-coupled receptor signaling pathway; cell surface receptor signaling pathway. Gene Ontology annotation, molecular function: G protein-coupled receptor activity. Gene Ontology annotation, cellular component: membrane.
UAGGCAACUACCAGAGAAACAUAUCUGUCUGCCUAAACACCUCCAGUUACUGCAGUGACUUAGCAUCAAUGCAUCAGAUAUAAGAAUUUCUUGAAAUAUGGCUUUGAUGAACUUGAUGGUUUGGUUGGUUGUUCUUCCCUGGAUCACUUGUGCCUUUGCAGAUCCUUGUAAUGUCGAUGGUUGCUCAAAUGUUUUUAUUGUGGAUGACGAGUAUUCUGGACUCAUCAAUCAGAGCUGUUCUGCACCACCACCCGUCCCUAAGAAGUGUUCCAAAUCCCCAAAAAAAGAAAAGAACAUUUGUCAGGUUUUGAGAGACAACUGCUUCAUUUCAUUUAACAGUGAAAACGUAUCCUCUAAGUGCAGAAAAAAAGAUUUUUGGAUGGAAACAAGGGACAUUUCCACGCUUCUGUAUAUGUCAAAGCAACAUGUCAUUGACGACUUGGUUCUGUGUGUAAUAACUGGAAAAAAUUGCAGUGCAACAGUAAACUCAACACUGAAAGCAACACUGGACUGGUCUGGAAAAAGGGAUAAGAAUGUUGAGUUAUUUAACCAAGGCACUGACAACUGCAGUACAACCUGUGUGCGCCCAAAGAAAAAUUGCAAAAUUAACAAAUUUGAUGAGUUACAAUGUAAAGAUAUUCGAGAUGGAGAAAAUUUCAUCAUCAAUAUGACACAACCACAAGUAAAUUGUUACAACUGUUACAACGCAACGAAAGAACCGAAAGAGAAGAUUUCUUCUCCUUCAUUGAGGAACAUGGACGAGGACCACAUCGACCCAGUCAAAGCUUCUCAAGCUAUGAAAGACAUGUCCUUACUCGUCUCCGAAAUGAAUGAGACUUCAGCAUCUGUGUCAAUGGGAGAAGUAAAAGGCAUCCUUGUGAAGCAGGAAGACCCUGUGUAUUUUGAACAAUUUUCCUUUGGCUAUACCAACUCCAACAUUAAUAUUGUACAAGACUUGGAAAAAUUGGAUGGAUUUUCCAGGUCUGUUACUGUCUCAAAGGAAGCAUUUGAAAAAGUGUACAAUUCAACCAAUGGUACUUCAUUUGCUGGUGUUUUCUGGUUUCCCAACUUUGCAAAGGAUUUAAAAAACAGCACAGUUCUGAACAAUGAAGUAGUAGCAAUUGAGAUGGGAGCCUUAAUCACAAAUCUUACAGACAAAAUAUCUAUAAGUUUUCGCAAUAUAAAUAAGGAGGGAGCCAGUGCAUCUUGCCAGUCAUGGGGCGGUGAAGGAAGUCAGCCUAACUGGACAUCAGAUGGCUGUUUAACCAUAGAACAGGGUCAAAAUUUAAUAUGCAAAUGUACACAUCUGACAUUCUUUGCUGUGUUGAUGUCACCUCCGAACAUAACCAUCUCUGAUGAAGAUCUAAGCUACCUCACCUACAUCACAUCAGCGGGCUGUGGGUUGUCCAUGUUUUUUCAGAGUGUGGCCCUCUUCAUCCACUUUCUGAUAAGGAAGAACAAGGCCAGCGACGCCACUCGGAUCCUUAUGCAGCUCUUCAUAGCCAUGUUCCUUCUCAAUUUCACCUUCCUGACCAAUGCCCAUAUUGCAAACCUUCAGAACACUAUGGGUUGCCAGUUAAUGGCUACCAUAAUGCACUUCUCCAUGUUAAGCACCUUCACCUGGUUCGGUGUGAUGGCCUUACACCUCUGUCUGCAGAUGUAUAUAGCCAAGAGCAUCAUCAUUUCUCACUACAUACUCAAAGUCUGCAUUGUUGGGUGGGUUUUGCCAUGUGUGGUUGUGGCAGUUCUUUUCAGCCUGGGAAAAUAUGGUGAACAAGGCAUCCACACCAGCGGGGGAAAAGAUGUAAUGAUGUGCUGGAUAGGAGAUUCUAAUGUCCACUACAUUGUAAACAUUGGCUACUAUGCGGUGGUCUUCGUGUUUACAUUUAUUACAUUUAUCAUCGUACUGCGUUGGAUGGUCUACCUCAAGAGCUCAGAGACGGACACCAGCUGGCUCGGCUUGGGCGCCAAGAAAAUGAUGGCGAUAUUUGGUCUGUCCUGCCUGCUGGGCAUCACAUGGAGUUUUGCCUUCUUUGCCAGCGGUCCUCUGCGGGUGCCAUCUUACUACAUCUUUUCCAUCCUCAACUCCUUUCAAGGCUUCUUCCUGUUCCUGUACUACUACAAGACCAGUCAGGUAGUCGGAGCAACUGUUGAAGACUCCAGUGGAAGUGGAAAAAGCUCCUUCAGCACCGUCAACAUGAAUUUCAAGCCCCACAUCAAUCCCUAUGUCAGCCAACAACAGCACUGAGUUCAGGAGCAGAGGAGGUCAUUAGUUCUGAGUCCUUCAAGAUAGUGUAAGCCUAUGGACCAGAGCAGUUUGCAAAUACUUGAUGUAAAAUGAAUAUCCAAUGUAGGAUUACCAAGCUUCACGCAAACAAUAUAUAUAAGAAACACACGUUUAAUGUUCUUUAAAAUGUACACUUAAUACAAAAUGUUAUUUCAAUGUAAACUAAUUAUAUUUACCCACCCCCCACCCUGUCGUAACUUUUUUUUCUAUGUACAAUCUGUAAGAAAAUAUUAAAACCCAGUGUCUAUUUUACUAAAA